CGACGUUGCUUAGCAACACACAUUGGCUAACAAAAUGGCGACCGUCACUCAAACUGUUCAAAGACCUUUUGUGAGGCCCCAGCGCAACUAUGAUUACUUAUACGACCCAGUGUUCACUCUAUCCAGUCAAAAAGAUCAUGCAAAGGAGACUUAUAAAUCACAGACUAGUGCUGAUAAACUGUACAGCUCUCCUAACUAUAAGACAAUGUUCAGUUGUCUCCGUCAUUAUCCCAGGCAGACCCUCAAGCUUGACAUGACUGAUCCUGUUCCUAAACAUGUCCCUCGUUACUGGACUGGCUACACUGAACAAGCCAGGGAGACUAUCCUCAGAUACACCAGGUUCAAUUAUGAUCCUUUGGUAAGGCUACCACCUAAAUACUAUCCACCAACUGAUGUUGAGGGACAGGAUCGUCACAAGUUCUUCAGGAGACCCAUCAUUCCCUUCCUACCUCAAAUGCCACCAACAGUUGUACUAGCACCACAACAGAUGAUUACUAGUAAGGAUAAGUUGGAGCUCUCACUUGCUCCUCCAGCAACAAAGAGUGUGUACAUUCAGACUGACUAUAGGGACAGUGAGACACAGACUGAUCCUUAUUCACCAGAGUUUGUCAUUAGGCCAGGAUCACAGCCUGAGCUAUUGACUAUAGCAUCACUUUGCUAUGGUCGUGGUUUGCCUGCUGGAUUAGCUGAGGUUGAGAUUAUAGAGAGAGCAAGAGCUAAGAGAGUAUGGGAGGCCACGCUACCACCAUUGAAUGACAUGACACAAAUAGAAAAGAGAAGACGCAUGAUGGAGGAACAGGAGUGCCUUGAGUGGAGCUAUCGUGAGAAAGAGAUUGAAGCAAUACAGGAUGAAAGGAUGGAGCUAUUGAAGAAACUCCUGGCCCAGAGAGAGGUCGAUUAUCAGACACUCAAUGACAAGAGACUGGAAUAUCUAUGGUUAGUGGAAAUUACAUGUACAUGUACCAAUAGCUGGAAACACAUGUACAAGUAUCACCGUACUUUAAAUACAAUUUUCAUAUCACUGCGAAUUCAGUUUAUUUUAGUUAUACAUGUACAUGUAUACUUAUCAGUACUCUGGUCAUAAUUUUUAUGCUACAUGUACACGUACAUGUAAUUUAUUUGUGGAUAAAACUCAGCAAUCCAGUCCAGUAUAGUAGAUGUACAUACUGGUUUCUUUGCUGUAUCUACAUGUACAUGUUACCACUUAUAUGAUUAAUUGUUUUGUGUGAAUGAGGCUUAAGACUAAAGGAUUUGGUUAUCUUUGUUGCUACUAGUACAAAGGAAGGGCUGGACUGAGGGAUUUAUGUAGGACAGCUGUGGAGUGAGUGAGAGGCUUGAACUCUACAAACAAUGGUCAUGUUCUUUAAUUGACUACUAACCAGUAAGGGCUGGACUAAUGAGCACCUGAUAGUAGAGUAUUAGGAGAGGGUUCAUUAUUAGAUUAUAAUGUCAGAGGCGUAUUUAGGGGGGGCUGAGGAGGCUUGAGCACCCUCCUCAUGGCUGGGCU
Amphimedon queenslandica is the source of this 1507-nucleotide messenger RNA. RefSeq names its product protein MAATS1-like. The record is from RefSeq and is a predicted model, not a curated record. Bases 35 to 1084 code for a protein of 349 amino acids. The transcript has 7 exons. NCBI's taxonomy places the organism in Eukaryota, Metazoa, Porifera, Demospongiae, Haplosclerida, Niphatidae.